Molecule: messenger RNA, 958 nt
Organism: Anolis sagrei ordinatus
Lineage: Eukaryota; Metazoa; Chordata; Lepidosauria; Squamata; Anolidae
Gene: GRP
Product: gastrin releasing peptide
Biological process (GO): neuropeptide signaling pathway
Molecular function (GO): neuropeptide hormone activity
Source: RefSeq, a predicted model, not a curated record
GAGCCAGCAGCAGAGACGCCCGAGUCUCGCCUUCCUUGCUCCUAUCUCUCUGGCUCCUCUCCGCCCCGUCGAGGCUCUCUCCGUCCAUGGCUCUGCCCCGCAAGCCGCGCUGGCUCUUCUCCUGCCUGGCCCUCUUCGCCGCCGGCCUUUUGCUGGAGGGGCGCGGAGGGGGCGCGGUCCCGCUCCCGGGCAACGACGGGGCCGCCCCCAUGGCCAAGGUCUACCCGCGGGGGAGCCACUGGGCCGUCGGCCACUUCAUGGGGAAAAAGAGCACAGGGGAUUUUCCUUACAUAUACGAAGAACGGAAUGAGUCCCCCUUCUCUUCACUGUCCGAUAACAUCAAGCAGCUGGGAGACUAUUUGCAAUGGGAGGAGACAUUCAAGCAGUUCCUCAAGCUCCUAGAUGGGAAUGAAAAUCGAAGCUCUCAGGUCCUCAGGGAAGAAUUGCCAUUUUCUGCCAAAAACGCUUGGGAGGCAGAGGACAACAGCAGUCUCAAAGACGGCCAGUGGUGACCAGUGAUGCCAGUGUUCAUGGGAUGAUGAUGGAUUAUCUUCUGCAAGCACUGGAUAGAAAAGAAACUUCUCCUAGUUGAAGCUGCUGUCACCUGGAACUGAAGGCAUAGACUAAUAUCCUUAAGAGACUAUGUUUUCAUUAGCAUUUUGUUGUAUAUGAUAACGGAUGAAUUUCCUUUUGUGUUAAGCGAGAUUUACUUUCCGUGUAAAAUAUCCUGUUCCCUUGUAUUUCUAACACCGAUGAUUUACACUCCCCAGCGGCUUCCUCCCUUGCAAGCAGCAUUUGAUUCUUUUUAACUGCUUUGUUGUACAUAAUUGUCGAUGAAGGGUCUUCCAAUUCUAUGAUGGUACUUUGCGCUCUCUCUUUCUCUCUCUCUCCAUCCAGUCACUUCAUCUUUUAUGUUACACAAUCAAGCAAGAUUCACAAUAAAUAACUCUCUCUCUCU